Messenger RNA from Leguminivora glycinivorella, 1438 nucleotides. RefSeq lists its product as uncharacterized. The transcript has 6 exons. The record is from RefSeq and is a predicted model, not a curated record. Bases 448 to 1128 code for a protein of 226 amino acids. NCBI's taxonomy places the organism in Eukaryota, Metazoa, Arthropoda, Insecta, Lepidoptera, Tortricidae.
AUCAAAAUAGUCUGGGUAUAGUGGGUAUACAUAUAUCAGUCAUGCAAUAACGAAACGCAACCAAAUACACGUUUCAUUUCACGCAUGACUAUGUAUUUUAUGAAAAAAAAAAAGUUUUAUCCACUUGUUUGUUUUGUUAACUGUCGUUGUAUUAGUAAAUUACAACAAUGUAAAACUAUUGCAUAAUUGAAAAAAAAUAAUUUUAUACUACUUUCAUGUCAUGUCAUGCUAUUGUAAAAUCUGUAAAGUCAUUAUCGUCACUAGAAAAAGCGGCAAAUUUAAAAAAAAAGAGGCGCCAAUGUUUUUUUUUUUUAAUGGCAUCGCGCUCCUGGCGCAUUCAGCCAGCCGAGUAAAACGGGGGAAUUAGGGAUUUAGAAAAAAAACGGGACGGAGGAAGUUUUGAAAAAGGAUCAGGAAAAGUGCUUCGACAUCUGUACCACCAAGAUAAUGCGAGGAGACCAGUCCACAGGCGCCAUCAUCCACCCGUUCCUCUACGAGCACUAUUGGACUAGGGAACCUAGCGUCUGCUCCUUGUGGAUGCAUCUAGACAAUGACUACUUACAGUUUAUGUCUGACAAGUUCUCUUAUACUGGUGACCGUUUUUUAGCCAUGGAACCAAUGGAACGAACCGGAGAAUGCAAGAUGGUGGGCCUUCUCGUUGCCAAUAAGAUCUUUCCCUGGGAGCCGAAAGAACUUGAGGAGUGGGCUGACGCUACAUGCUCGGUGCCGGAGAGGAGCCGCAUGUAUUUCUACGCAAAUUGUUACACCAGCCCCAACUUAUGGAAGAAGUAUAACGUGGAAUAUAUUUAUGAGAUCCAAGUGUUAACAACGGCUUCAGAGGUGACAAGCCGCGGCGUAGGAACGUUGUUGCUGAAAUACGCCCUGAAAGAGGCCUUACUGUUGCGUCAUCCUCUCAUACAGCUCAUCUCGACGAAUGCUUAUGUUCCAAAAAUAUGCGAACGAUGCGGAAUGAAGAAGGAAUGGUCAAUGAACUUCUCAGAAUUCGUGGACUGCUUCGGCCAGAGUAUAUUCUACCCUCGGACUCCUCAUACAGAGUGCAGCAUCUACAUUAAGAAGUUUGAUCAGAGAGAGGCUGCCGCUAUGCCGUGUUUGCCAGAAGUGUACUAGGUGCGGUCAAAAUAUAUGGGCAGGUUUAUUUCUAGGUCCAAGUAUAUUUCUUAAUUAAAUUAUUUUCAUAGAAUAGUUAUUUGUUUUACAAGGGGGCAAAGUAGUUGUUUAACCGCACGUGCCAAUAUUGAUACCCAAGCAAGCGAAAGAUUCCGAUAUUGAACCGCGAGCGUAGCGAGUGGUUCAAAAAGUGGAACCUUGAGCGUUGCUAGGGUUUCAAGGUAAUAAGGUCAAACAAACUGCCACCGAGUGAAACACAAAAUUUUUCACCACACCAACACGAACAAAAUACUGACUAUAAAACAUCAAA